Lathyrus oleraceus (garden pea) is the source of this 713-nucleotide messenger RNA. RefSeq lists its product as uncharacterized. The record is from RefSeq and is a predicted model, not a curated record. The coding region runs from base 1 to 642 and encodes 213 amino acids. The transcript is spliced from 5 exons. NCBI's taxonomy places the organism in Eukaryota, Viridiplantae, Streptophyta, Magnoliopsida, Fabales, Fabaceae.
AUGCGUUUGACAUCAACAGCUUCAAUCAAGAAGCUUCAAUCACGCGAGAUUUCUUCAAAACCUCACCGUGCUUUUGUUGCUGCUACUGCUCCACAUAGAUUCCAGAACAUGCGUUUGACUCAUCAAUUUGAUACUCAUUACGCUAAACACCGUUCUUCUCCUAAACCUUUCUUGCCGUUCUUGAUGAAAAGGACUAAGGUUGUUGAGAUCGUUGCUGCUAAGAAUGUUGUCUUUUCUCUUGCUCAUUCUGGUCUUUGUGCUGCUUUUAGUAGAGAAACAAAUGAGAGGAUUUGCUUUAUGAAUGUUAGCCCUGAUGAAGUUAUCCGCAGUCUCUUCUAUAACAAGAACAACGAAUCACUUAUUACAGUGUCUGUUUAUGCUUCAGAAAAUUUCAGUUCUCUGAAAUGCAGAUCUACAAGGAUUGAAUACAUAAGGAGGGCUGAGCCUGAUGCUGGUUUUCCUCUUUUCCAGUCCGAGUCUUUAAAAUGGCCUGGAUUUGUGGAAUUUGAUGAUGUUAAUGCAAAGGUUCUAACAUACUCUGCGCAAGAUAGUAUAUACAAGAUCUUUGACCUUAAAAACUACACUAUGCUAUACUCAAUUUCAGAUAGGAAUGUUCAAGAGAUCAAGAUCAGGUUUUGUUGAGAAAGAAAACUGGCUGGAGACAAAAGGCUCUGGGGAAAUAGGCUAAGGUUGAGAAUUGGUUAUACAUGUUU